AUGCACUCAUUCAUUAUGUUUAUCGCUACCCUACUAGCGUUCGUCGAUUCUGGUCUAUCUAUUACCCUGCACCACGACUUGAACAUUCUAAACGCUGGCAAUGUUAACUUCGACUACGUGAUUGUUGGCGGUGAUACGGCAGGUCUGACGAUUGCUGCUCGACCGGCAGACUGGAGGUUCCAGGUAGCUGUGUACGAGGUCAAACAUCCGGCUGCGCGCGUCCUGGGCUCUUGCAGUCUCGGAGCGGGUGCAGAGUUCCGUAUUACAACCCCCAAUCGACUGCGGCUUUGUGGAUCAUUGAGUACCUGGUGCGAAUUCCCGAGAUAUUCACUACCCAAGAGGCAAGUGUCUAGGUGGAUCGUCUGCAUCAAACUUAAUGAUAUAUCAGAGGUCAGUCUCCUAGUCCAAACUUGUACGCAGUACUGA
Penicillium antarcticum is the source of this 426-nucleotide messenger RNA. RefSeq names its product Glucose-methanol-choline oxidoreductase. The transcript is spliced from 3 exons. The coding region runs from base 1 to 426 and encodes 141 amino acids. Lineage: Eukaryota; Fungi; Ascomycota; Eurotiomycetes; Eurotiales; Aspergillaceae. The record is from RefSeq and is a predicted model, not a curated record.